AUGUCACUCUCGUCAGACGAAGAAGACCUAGUCCUGUCAGACAACCAAUCCUUUGCAUCCGAGUCAAGCGACGGCGAGGAGCUGCCCCCACGACCCCUGCAUCACAACUACUUUGCACCCCCCUUCUACGGUCGCCCGCCGACCCCUCUACCACCCUCGCCGUCACUGACGUCGCUCCUGCGCCCUUCGCGACCGACGACCCCCGAUGCCUCCGACGAUGACUUUGAGCCCGUCCCUCGCGCAUCGCCGCAGGUACCGACCUAUGAGUACUACGGCUUCGUGCUAUACCUCUUCUCGACCCUGACCUUCCUCGUCUACUUGCUAUGGUCCUACCUCCCUUCGCCCUUUCUGCACGCUUUGGGCAUCGAAUACUACCCGAACCGGUGGUGGUCGCUGGCGAUCCCCGCCUUCCUGACAAUGCUGGGCGUGUACAUCUACAUCGCGCUCGCGGCGUACAACACGGAGAUCUUGACGCUACCGCUGAGCUCCAUCGAGACAGUCGUCGACGACGCCUCCAAGGUCGGGGUGAUUGAUAGCAAAGGGCGGCUGAGGGAUGGGCCGAAGAGAAGGUCGAGGGACAAAAGGGAUAACCGGCUGCCAGGGGGAGGCUAUAAUUGGAAGAAUAUAUGGAACGAAGGGACGGAUGCUGUGAUGGAUAUCCCGCUGGCCGGUGCUUGCGAAGUGCUAUAUGGAGAAGGGCGGGAUUUUGAGUCAGAAGAUGAGUAUAUUGUUACAUGA
This is a messenger RNA of Colletotrichum spaethianum, 738 nucleotides long. Its product is annotated as meiotically up-regulated gene 84 protein. The transcript has a single exon. The record is from RefSeq and is a predicted model, not a curated record. The coding region runs from base 1 to 738 and encodes 245 amino acids. Lineage: Eukaryota; Fungi; Ascomycota; Sordariomycetes; Glomerellales; Glomerellaceae.